CACUGGCUUUCACAUGAGGGGAGCUUGAACCUGGGUGAAAAGGGAUUGCAUUCGUUAUGGAACUGGGCUACCUCCGGGCGUGUGCCAGGUUCCCCAUCCAAAACCCAUGGCUAAAUAGGUUCAAAACAAAAGUGAAGUAGCCUAGGCUAGAUUAAGCACUUGUAGUAAAGAUUUGCUUGAUAAAAACGCUAUAUCUACCUUCCUAAUGAAAAUUCGUUAAAAAAAAAAUCGAACAUAUAUUUUAUGGACGAUCGUUUUAUGCUGAGAAUUUGACCAAGCGGUACAGAUUGCGGUUCGAUUUAAGAUAGGCGCUCCUCGCUACUUUUGCCCGUUCACCAUAGAGCGGUGCACCGCGGCUCAGGUUAAUAGAACUCCCUCCGUCUGAAACCGCGUGAGAAAGUUGCCUUUGAGGCAAGCUAACAUUAUAUUUUGUUGUGCUGGUAUAGUGGGGGUUGUUAUUAUCAAAACAUUUACGAAACCUUUCUUGCACAACACCCCCCAUUUACUCGAAUACAGGUUAUUCUUCGGAUAACGAAUAUUAAUUUAUACCGAGCAUUCACCACAAGCUAUUGCGGCAAGUCAAAUUGCAAUUAACUUCUGUGGAUUUGUUUCAGUAGCCUACGCUUCUCAUUACCGCGUUGUGGGUUUGGCUUGUUGACUAACUGGAGUUUCGGGCUAUUCGUAUAUUGCUGGGUGGACAGGAUUACACGGUCUACAUGAAUAGGGGGACUAUUAGGAUACUUUUUUUGUCCUCACCUGUUCUUUUUCUCCCUUCUAUGGUUAAUACAUGAUCGUAUGCUGGAGUAGCCUACAGCGAGAGAAAAGGAGAUUCUUACAUGCAUCAUUCACCGGAGCACCGCUGAUAGAGAGUUGACGGGAGAUCUAUGAGGACAAAUGGUCGGACGUGUUUGUGGCAUUUAACGGACAGUCUCGGAAGGAGCUAGGAUGAAUUUAUCGUAACCUGGAGCAUCCUCGCGCCUGUCCCUAUUUUGUUAGCAGACGGGUUUAUCAGGAACUUGCCGAGGUAGAACGAUGUAUCCCCAGGGUCGACACCCGACACCCCACCAGGCCCCAGGCCAACCUUUCAAAUUCACCAUCCCAGAGUCACUGGACCGCAUCAAAGAGGAGUUCCAGUUUCUCCAAGCUCAGUACCACAGUUUGAAAUUGGAGUGUGAGAAGCUGGCCAGUGAGAAGACAGAGAUGCAGAGGCACUAUGUUAUGUACUAUGAAAUGUCUUACGGGCUGAACAUUGAAAUGCACAAACAGACUGAGAUUGCCAAGAGGCUCAAUACCAUCUGUGCACAAGUCAUCCCCUUCCUCUCACAGGAGCACCAACAGCAGGUGAUCCAGGCAGUGGAGAGGGCCAAGCAGGUCACCAUGGGCGAACUCAAUUCUGUCAUCGGGGUACGUGUCCUUCCCGGUCUACCACCCACACAUCAGCAUCUGUCCCACGCGCACGGCCCCCAUGUCCCCCUCACCCCCCACCCGGCUGGGCUCAACCCAGCCCACUUGGGGGGAGGGGCCAGCCUUCUCGCCCUGUCCAGUGCCCUGGGGGCGCCACCGCACCACCUGGUGGGCAAAGAGGACAAGAAACACCCGGCGGAGGCCGAGCAGCUAAGAGAGCAAGAGCCGGGCACAAGUAAUACCCUGCUGGUUGCUGACAGUUUGAGGAACUCAGACAAGCGACGCAACGGACCUGAAUUCCCCAACGACACCAAGAAGAGGAAAGUAGAGGACAAGGACUCUAGUCAUUAUGAUAGUGAUGGAGAGAAGAGUGAAGACAACCUGGUGGUGGAUGUCUCCAAUGAGGAUCCUGCCUCCCCUCAUGGUACGCCCCUGCCCUCCCCCAGAGAGAACGGGCUGGACAAGACACGCCUCCUGAAGAAGGACCCAUCCUGUAGCCCCGCCUCCACAGCCUCCUCUGCAAGCUCCUCCUCCCUCAAGUCCAAAGAGAUGGGAAUGCGUGACAAGCCGGGUACGCCUCAACCGAAGUCGAGCACUCCCACUCACCGAGGAGACUCCACACCCGGACCCAGUGCCACACCCACUCCCCGCCCCAGCCUAUCCAAGCCCCCCUCCAUGGAGCUACCUCACCCACCUACUCUUGUCUACUCCCUAGCCGCUGGUCUGCGGACUCCGCUGGCGGUGUCAGGGCCGUACCCCGGGCCGUUUGGCAUGCUGCCUCAUGCCGCCAUGAAUGGGGAGCUGGCAAGUGCCGGCACAGGCUACGCCGGCCUCCACAACAUGUCCCCUCAGAUGAGCGCUGCGGCGGCUGCCGCUGUGGCUGCCUACGGACGCUCCCCUAUGGCCGGCUUUGACCCUCAUCCUCACAUGAGAGUCCCUGGAAUGCCCCCAAGCUUAUCAGGCAUCCCUGGAGGCAAACCAGCCUACUCCUUCCAUGUUAGCGCCGAUGGACAGAUGCAGCCGGUACCGUUCCCUCCAGAUGCCCUGGUGGGCCCUGGCAUCCCGCGCCAUGCACGCCAGAUCAACACACUGAACCAUGGUGAGGUGGUCUGUGCUGUCACCAUCAGCAACCCCACGCGCCAUGUCUACACAGGCGGCAAGGGCUGCGUCAAGGUCUGGGACAUCAGUCAUCCUGGCAACAAGAGUCCUGUGUCCCAACUGGACUGCCUGAACCGAGACAACUAUAUCCGCUCGUGCCGGCUGCUCCCCGAUGGCCGGACGCUCAUCGUGGGGGGCGAGGCCAGCACACUGUCAAUCUGGGACCUAGCCACGCCCACUCCACGCAUCAAGGCGGAGCUGACCUCUUCAGCCCCGGCCUGCUAUGCCCUGGCCAUCUCCCCUGACUCCAAGGUGUGCUUCUCCUGCUGCAGCGAUGGGAACAUCGCCGUCUGGGACCUGCACAACCAGACCCUGGUCAGACAGUUCCAGGGCCACACAGACGGAGCCAGCUGUAUUGACAUCUCCAACGAUGGGACCAAGCUGUGGACGGGGGGGCUGGACAACACCGUACGCUCCUGGGACCUAAGAGAGGGACGCCAGCUGCAGCAGCACGACUUCACCUCACAGAUCUUUUCUCUGGGGUACUGUCCGACGGGAGAGUGGCUGGCGGUGGGGAUGGAGAGUAGUAAUGUGGAGGUGCUCCACGUCACCAAGCCAGACAAGUACCAGCUCCACCUCCACGAGAGCUGUGUGCUUUCCCUCCAGUUUGCUUCCUGUGGAAAAUGGUUUGUGAGCACAGGGAAGGAUAACCUGCUGAAUGCGUGGAGGACACCGUACGGAGCGAGUAUAUUCCAGUCGAAGGAGUCUUCGUCCGUGCUAAGCUGUGACAUCUCAGUGGAUGAUAAGUACAUAGUUACAGGUUCUGGAGAUAAGAAGGCCACUGUCUAUGAAGUCAUCUACUAGACUGCACUGGUGAGCACUAGGAUCAGCAACUGACAACCCAAAGUAGCUUUCACUGUCCUAAAACCAACCCUGGGUCAGGGGAUACUGCAGAAAGUUCUACACCCUUUGACUUUUUCCACAUUUUGUGUUACAGCCUGAAUUUAGAUUUAUUUUUGGUCACUGGCCUACACAAAAUACAUGUCACACAAUAAGUUGCAUGGACUCUGUGUGCAUGGACUCUGUUUUAAAAUGAUUUAUUUAUGAAUGACUACCUCAUCUCUGCACCCCGCACAGUGCAAUUAUCUAUAAGGUUGAGCAGUGAAUUUCAAACAACGAUUCAACAACAAAAUACCAGGGAGGUUUUCCAAUGCUUCAAAAGAAGCAUUGGUUAGAUGGAUAAAAAUUUAAAAAGCAGGCAUUGAAUAUCCCUUUUUAAAUAACUUCCCAUAGUGAAGUUAUUAGUUACACUUCGGGUGGUGUAUCAAUACACCCAGUCACUAAGAUACAGGCAUCCUUGCUAACUCAGUUGCCGGAGAGGAAGGAAACCGCUCAGGGAUUUCACCAUGAUGCCAAUGGUGACUUUAAAAUAGUUUAAUGGCUGUGUUAGGAGAAAUCUGAUGAUGGAUAGCAUUGUAGUUACUCCACAAUGCUAACCCAAUUGACAGCGUGAAAAGAAGGAAGCCUGUACAGAAUACAAAUAUUCCAAAACAUGCAUCCUGUUUGCAACAAGGCACUAAAGUAAUUCUUCAAAAAAUGUGGCUAAGCAAUUAACAUUUUGUCCUGAAUACAAACUGUGAUGUUUGGGACAAAUCCAAUACAUCACAUUACUAGAAUACCUAGGAUAGGAUAAAGUAAUCCUUCUCA
Oncorhynchus nerka (sockeye salmon) is the source of this 4209-nucleotide messenger RNA. Its product is annotated as transducin-like enhancer protein 1. Gene Ontology annotation, molecular function: transcription corepressor activity; protein binding. Gene Ontology annotation, biological process: regulation of DNA-templated transcription; negative regulation of canonical Wnt signaling pathway. Bases 1033 to 3366 code for a protein of 777 amino acids. The record is from RefSeq and is a predicted model, not a curated record. Gene Ontology annotation, cellular component: transcription regulator complex; nucleus. Lineage: Eukaryota; Metazoa; Chordata; Actinopteri; Salmoniformes; Salmonidae. The transcript has 20 exons.